Ramularia collo-cygni is the source of this 1824-nucleotide messenger RNA. Its product is annotated as related to monooxigenase. The coding region runs from base 1 to 1824 and encodes 607 amino acids. NCBI's taxonomy places the organism in Eukaryota, Fungi, Ascomycota, Dothideomycetes, Mycosphaerellales, Mycosphaerellaceae. The transcript is spliced from 4 exons. The record is from RefSeq and is a predicted model, not a curated record. Gene Ontology annotation, molecular function: flavin adenine dinucleotide binding; N,N-dimethylaniline monooxygenase activity; NADP binding.
AUGGGGAUCAAGCACGAUGGACCAACCAGCCUGUAUGCUGACAACAGCACCGACGACUUUGCUCACAACAAUCCCACAGCUGAGCGAGACGGUCUCCUCAUUCCAGACCGCGAUGAGACUGGCUAUCAGAUUCGUGAACAGCCCUAUGGUACCAAGCGAAAGACCAAGGUGAUUUUGAUGGGCGCUGGAGCUUCUACGCUCAACUUUCUCAAGGUUGCUGGUGAAAGAAUGCAGAACUUGGAGGUCGUGAGUUAUGAGAAGAAUCGAGAUGUUGGAGGAACAUGGUUCGAGAACAGAUAUCCGGGUUGCGCCUGUGACAUUCCUUCUGUAAACUAUCAAUUCUCGUGGGCCAUCAAGUUAUGGACUGCCUUUUACUCAAGCUCUCCUGAGAUCUGGGAAUACAUCAAUGGUCUCUACGAGAAGUACGAUUUGAAGAAGCAUGUCAAACUGAGGCACCAAAUCAGCCACGCAGAAUGGAACGAAACAACUGGACGAUGGGCGUUGCAAGUCAAGAAUCUUGAGACUGGCGAAGAGUUUACGGACGAGGCAGAGUACUUUAUCAAUGCUGGAGGCGUUUUGAAUAACUUCAAGCUUCCAGAUAUCGAAGGCCUAGACAAGUACAAAGGAAAGGUCAUGCAUUCCGCUGCUUAUGAAGAAGGAUACGAUUUGAAGGACAAGAAGGUUGCGGUCGUCGGUUCUGGAUCAUCAGGCGUGCAAAUCGUUGCCAAGAUCAUAGGGGAAGUGAAUCAGCUCUACCACUGGGUGCGCUCACCAAUCUGGAUCACCGCGGCCUUUGCUCAAACUUGGGCAGGAAAGGAUGGUGCCAACUUCAAGUACAGCGAGGAGCAAUUGAAGUUUCUUGAGGAAAAYCCCAAAGCAUACCUAGAGUACCGAAAGCAAAUUGAGGACGAGCUCAACCAGCGCUUCAAAUUCAUCAUCAAAGGAUCCAAGGAAGCUGCUGAGGCUCGAAACUUCUCUUACGAUCAAAUGUCGCGCAAAUUGAACGGGGAUGAACGUCUUUGUGAUAAGAUCAUCCCCAAGAACUUCAACCCUGGUUGUAGAAGACCUACGCCAGCUCCGGGUUAUCUCGAAGCUUUGAUAGCACCCAACGCCACCAUCUUCACAGAAGCGAUUGGAGAAUUCACUGAGAGUGGAUUCAAAGACCAAGACGGCAAGGACCAUGACGUUGAUGUUGUGAUUUGCGCAACAGGAUUCGAUACUUCAUGGCUUCCACGCUUUCCUAUCCGCGCUUUCRGCCAAGACAUUCGAGAUAUCUGGAAUGAGAAGGACGGCGUGACGUCCUAUCUAUCGAUUGCUGUGCCAGACAUGCCAAACCACUUCACGUUCUGCGGGCCGUACGGCCCCCUGGGACAUGGGUCUUUCAUGCCGCUUAUCGAGAGAUGGACUACGUAUAUCCUCGAUGUGAUUGACAAAAGCCAAGAGGAGAACAUCAAGAGCUUCACGCCAAAGAUGGCUCCCAGCAGACAAUUCCGACAGCAUGCUGACUUAUUCCUGCAACGGACGGCGUGGACGAGUCCCUGUCGAUCAUGGUUCAAGCAGGGCAAGAAGGAUGGUCAAGCAGCCAUAUAUCCCGGUUCAAGGCUGCACUUCCUGCAUUUGAUGUCCAAAGUCCGCUACGAAGACUAUGACAUUGAGUACUUUGAUGAGAAUAGAUUCGCUUUCCUAGGGAACGGUUUCGAUACUCGGGAGUUUGACGGAAGAGACAUUACCAAUUAUCUUGGAAGUCUCGAUGAUAAAGAUGUCGAACCACAAUACGGUGAUGAGCUGUUGAACCGCUUGGCUGGCUGGGCGAUAGGGAAGUAG